Eruca vesicaria subsp. sativa (arugula) is the source of this 570-nucleotide messenger RNA. The record is from the annotation of a GenBank genome assembly. NCBI's taxonomy places the organism in Eukaryota, Viridiplantae, Streptophyta, Magnoliopsida, Brassicales, Brassicaceae.
AUGACGAACUACGGAACCAUCCCGACGUCGUCUCAUCCAUCUCCGCCGAUUGAUCUCGAGUACAUCUCACGCGCCAAACACCGUAUCAAAUCAGGUCUCGCCACGCGCCGCCCAUGGAAACUAAUGUUCGACCGUGAGUCCCUAUCCCUCCCCCACGGCUUCUUCGACGCGAUCUCGAGGAUCAAAACCAACCUCGUCUACUUCAGAGCCAACUACGCCAUCGCCGUCCUCGUCAUCCUCUUCCUGAGCCUCAUCUACCACCCGACAUCGCUCCUCGUCUUGGCCGUCUUGGUCGUCUUCUGGAUCUUCCUCUACUUCCUCCGCGACGAGCCUCUCGUGGUCUUCAGCCACCAGAUCGACGACCGAACGGUCAUGAUUUUUCUAUCGGUUUUGACGAUCGUUAUGCUUUUGUUCACGCACGCGACGGCGAAUAUUCUCGGAGCGAUGUUGACCGCCGCCGUUUUGGUUGUGGUCCACGCGGCGGUUAGGAGGAGUGAUAAUCUGUUUCUCGACGAGGACGCUGUGGCGGCGAGUGAAUAUUCGGGGCUGACGUCAUACCCUUCGUCAUAA